UUCUUUUGCUCCUGACUUUCGAAGGGAUCGGUUGUGCUUGUACGGUGUUUCAUUUUAUUCGAAAGUUUCUAAUUGCAAAUAUUUUAAAACUUAUUUAUUUUUUAUAAAUUCACUCGCGUCGUACAAGACUUGACAACAGACAUCAAAAUGUCUUACAAUCAACAAAAUGGUAGCAGCUACCAACCACGUUCAAAUGGUUACUCCAAUUUUAAACCUAAUAACGGUGGAGGCUUUAGAAAUGGAAGUGCUGGUGGUGGCGGCGGCGGUGGUGGCUACAAUCAAUCGAGACCAUCUUAUGGGCAAAAUAAUUAUCAAAACCGUAAUGGCGGCGACGGAGGGUACCAAAACAAUAAUUUCAGAAAUAAUAACCAAAGUUAUGCUGAUACAACCACUUUAAGACAAGUAGAAUGGGGUAACAAAACUCUUAGCGAGUUUAAGCGAUACUGUUAUGUACCCCAUCCAGUUGUAGCCAGCCGUUCAACUUUCGAGGUCGAGCAAUUUCGCAAAUCAAAAGAGAUUUCUGUAGAAGGUGACUCCCCGAAUCCUAUUCAAAACUUUGACGAAGCCAAUUUCCCUGACUACAUUUUGAGUGAAAUUUGCACUAAAGGUUAUGAAGUGCCAACACCAAUUCAAUCUCAAGGCUGGCCAAUAGCUAUGAGUGGACAUGAUAUGGUUGGAAUAGCACAAACUGGGUCAGGGAAAACUCUUGCUUAUACCCUACCUGCCACAAUUCACAUUAACAAUCAACCUCCUCUUAACAAGGGUGAAGGGCCAAUUGUUCUCAUCUUGGCUCCGACUAGGGAGCUUGCACAGCAAAUUCAAGAAGUUGCCAAUGAUUUUGGCAGAUCCACAAAUAUUCGUAACACUUGCAUUUUCGGAGGAGCUCCCAAAGGGCCCCAGGCUCGUGAUUUACAAAGAGGAAUCGAAAUUUGCAUUGCUACUCCUGGUCGCUUGAUUGAUUUCUUGGAAAAGGGAGCUACGAAUCUCGAACGAUGCACCUAUUUGGUUCUCGAUGAGGCUGAUAGAAUGCUCGAUAUGGGAUUUGAGCCCCAAAUUCGUAAGAUUCUUGGCCAAGUUAGACCUGACCGACAAACUCUUAUGUGGUCUGCUACAUGGCCCAAAGAAGUGAAAAAAUUGGCUGCAGACUUCAUGAAAAAUCCUAUUCAUCUUAACGUUGGAUCCAAAAACUUGUCUGCAAACAACAAUAUCGUUCAGAUCAUUGAUAUCUGCCAGGAACAUGAAAAGGAAAAUAAGUUGAGCACGCUCCUCUCAGAAAUCAACACAAGUGCAGAACCUGGCUCAAAGAUAAUAAUUUUUGUUGAGACCAAAAAGAAGGUCGAAGGUAUCACUAGAACGAUACGUAGAGUGGGAUGGCCAGCACUCUCUAUGCAUGGUGACAAGAGCCAGCAAGAGCGCGACUAUGUGUUAAGGGAAUUCAGGACUGGAAAAUCAUCGAUACUAGUUGCUACCGACGUAGCAGCUAGAGGGUUAGAUGUCGAUGGGAUUAAAUACGUUGUAAAUUACGAUUAUCCCCAUUCCUCCGAGGAUUACGUUCACAGAAUUGGUAGAACUGGUCGGUCAGAUUCUAUUGGUACUUCUUAUGCAUUUUUCACACCCUCCAACUUUAAGCAAGCCAAAGAUUUGGUCUCAGUUCUGAAUGAAACUAACCAGUUUGUGAAUCCCAAAUUAAGUGAAAUCGCCAACAAAACGAACAAUUUUGGCAAGGGUGGCUCACGGUGGGGUAAUACAGGGUACAAUAAGGGUGGUGCUGGUGGUGGCUUCAAGAAAUUUGGGGCGCCGACCAAUGGAUAUUCGAGGGGAGGAUUCAACAAGACCGGAUAUUAAUUCUACUUCCGCAGCACAGGUGGUAUUUAAAAAUGCUUAGAUCCUAAGAAUCUUACAGUAUUUUAGUGCACUACUGUUUUGCACUAUUUUCCAUUUUUUUUAUAAGUUGUGAUAGAAAUAAUUUAAAGCAUGGUUACAGUUUGGGAUGCUAUUGAUUAUUAAUUUGAGACUCCUUCAUUUUUGAUUAUAGCAUCCCAAGAUGUAAAAUGAUUUGUGUGCAGUAGUUUGGAGUAUGUUUCUCAGUACCUUUUUUAUUGCACACAAAUGUAAAUUUUUGUGUCUGUAACUCUGUGAUAGCAAAAGUUGUAACUUAUUUCUUUAGGUUUAAAUAAUUUAUAUUUCUGUAUGUGCAGAUCAAAACUCAAUAAAGAUUUAAAAAUCAU
Messenger RNA from Psylliodes chrysocephalus, 2228 nucleotides. The record is from the annotation of a GenBank genome assembly. NCBI's taxonomy places the organism in Eukaryota, Metazoa, Arthropoda, Insecta, Coleoptera, Chrysomelidae.